Molecule: messenger RNA, 1158 nt
Organism: Dentiscutata heterogama
Lineage: Eukaryota; Fungi; Glomeromycota; Glomeromycetes; Diversisporales; Gigasporaceae
Source: the annotation of a GenBank genome assembly
AUGUCUGAACUAUCAAUCCAUCCAACUCCACCUAACACAGAAUCUGCAAUGCGAUCUCACAAAGAAAUUGCCCAAAAAUACCUUCCAAUACCAGCUAUAUCAGUUUCCAGUGAAAGAUUAUUUUCGAAUACCAGAAAAUUGAUUAGCUCUAAAAGAACAAGCUUAGAUCUGGCCUUAGUAGACAAUUUUAAAGAUAAACAUUUUAUUAAAAAUUCAUGGGAACUGCAUAAUAUGAUGAAUAAGGAUUAUAAUCUGAAUAAUUCUUAUCCUCAAUCCGAAAUAUAUUACAGAUCUAUCUGUUUAAAAUUGACAGAUAAGGAUAUCCAUAUUUUAUCUGAAUUUCGAGAUACAACCAUGAUUGUUUAUUCACAAGAGACUGAUUCAAUUCUUUUCAGACAGCAUACUUCCAAAACAGACCCAUCUGAAGAUAACAACACUUCAAUUUUUUCUGACCAACCUAAUCUUGAAAUUGGUAACACUUUAUUUGAAAUUUUAGCUUUUAGUCUACUUAAUAUAUUCUGCCAAGAUGCAAUAUUGUUUGAGAUCACAACAUUUGUUGUGAAUAGUCCCGAAAUUUUCUCUGUGGCUAAUAUGAUAUAUCAAAGUAAACAAAUAAGCAGGAGCCAAUCUUCUAUAUCUAAAGAGCUUCUUAUCAAAAAACUAUUAAAACUAUUAUUAAGUCAAGAUAAUGAGAAACAAUCAAUCAGUGAAUCAACUUUAGAUCUUGAAGAGUUAAAAUGCUUAUUUCUUCAUACUCAGAAUUCAUCACAAGCAGCAUUCGAUCAACUAGUAGCUAUGAUAUUGCCAAAUUCUAAGCUUGCUGAUGAUGACUUCCAACAACUUCUUAAAAAGUCUAAAGGGAUGUUUAGGUACAAAAAGGUUUUACAAAAAUAUCUUUUAAAUGCUCAAGAAUCCAAGUUCAUAGAAGUAAUACAAAAUGCAUUAAAAAGAUUCAUUCAAACAGUAUUUAAAGUACAUGUCAUUCACACUUACAAAGAAAUCCAACAGGAGUUUAGUUUAUACAAGAAAGUGCUAGAAGAUAUCAAAAAUAUGAAUUCUACUACUCAAUCACUUGAUAUUCUAACACGUGAAAAGUCAAAUAUAUUAAGAUUAUUUUUGUAUAAUAGCGAUAGUAAUUAUUUAAAUUUUCAAAGAUAA